AUGGAUCUAUCUAAUCUUCGGGAAAGCCUAGAAUCUUCCAGCAACCAAAACCAAAAUGUGCCAAGUCGUAUUUACGACGAAAUGCUUACAGCCGAGUUUCGAGGACGGAAGAAUAUCCAGGGGGCUUUUCUUGAAGGAUACACCAAGGCCAUCCGUGAUGUCAUUGACUGCCUCCCACCGUCUGCCUCCAUGGUAGAGCCUGAGCAAGCUCAGGUAGAGUUAGAUCGACUCCGUGACUACUUGGUACGACGCCUGGAGGCGUUGCAAGGUGAUGCACAGGAACAGGAGGAUACAUCAGAUGCGCGUCAUAUGUCUACGACAGAGACUCCUACGACGCUCUCGUUGCAUCAGCGCCGUGCAGGGGACCAGCGCCACCAUUCAGAGCAGAACACUACGAAUCAUGGCGGAGCGUCCCCUCGUACAUCUUCGCCUACGAUGGAGCGGAAACAUAUGCGAAAGCCGACAAAUCGUCGCAACAAUAAUGAGCCACAGUGCGCGUCCGAGUCGCCUGCGCCGCCACCGUCGCAAACUCAACGAGGACCUGACCGUCCACGCAAGCGCCGGCGGCCUAUUCGCCCAACUCGCUCCAAUAACGCGUUAUGA
This is a messenger RNA of Malassezia pachydermatis, 603 nucleotides long. RefSeq lists its product as hypothetical. The transcript is spliced from 2 exons. The coding region runs from base 1 to 603 and encodes 200 amino acids. The record is from RefSeq and is a predicted model, not a curated record. Lineage: Eukaryota; Fungi; Basidiomycota; Malasseziomycetes; Malasseziales; Malasseziaceae.